Messenger RNA from Fonsecaea multimorphosa CBS 102226, 3063 nucleotides. RefSeq lists its product as uncharacterized. The transcript has a single exon. Gene Ontology annotation, biological process: regulation of DNA-templated transcription; DNA-templated transcription. Lineage: Eukaryota; Fungi; Ascomycota; Eurotiomycetes; Chaetothyriales; Herpotrichiellaceae. Gene Ontology annotation, molecular function: DNA-binding transcription factor activity, RNA polymerase II-specific; zinc ion binding; DNA binding. The record is from RefSeq and is a predicted model, not a curated record. Bases 1 to 3063 code for a protein of 1020 amino acids.
AUGAGGGAAAAGCAAGGAGGAAAGUCUACUGAACGGUCUGCAGCAUGUAAGUUGUGUGGCAAGACGUUCGCCCGCUCCGACACUCUGCUUCGGCAUGAGAAAAAUCAUCAUUCCACCCAAGACCGAGGACCCCUCCAUCGAGUCACUACUGGGACAUUCCGAGCUUGCCAUGCCUGCGCAACGGCCAGAUCCAGGUGCUCGGGGGGGUUCCCAUGUGGCAGGUGCAACCUUCGCCAGCUCGAGUGUGUCUAUCCAAACAAACGUCGGAAGACGUCAUUGUCGACCGACCCAGGGAAGACCAAAGACGACGAGGCCACGAAGCAGCAAAUACUCGGGAACUUCGACCAGUUAGUCUUCGCUGCUGAUGGCCGGGAUCAGCUGUCCGUAAAUAUCCCUCCGAGCGUAGACACAUUGUCCACCUCGACAGCGUUUCCAGGCUCCUCUCAAACUGCACAAGCUCCUGCAUCGUCGACCUACGAACUGGGAGACCACUCGGUUGGUCAAGGCGGGCAACCGAGCUUGAGCUUUGGUGCAAUAGACUCGGGCGCAGUCCAAAUGCUACGGCACGAACAAUUUAGGAAUGACUACCUCGCCCCGCAGAUCAGUCCUGGACUUGUUGAGCCUACGGCGGCUUUCGAAUAUAACACCUUUGACGAACCUCUCAAUUGGAUACCUCCCAGCAUUUACCCGUCCCCAUACGAUGCAGAGCUUGAACAGGAUUUCGCUUUUAUUCUCCCCACAUUGUCCAGCAAUUUGGACGCCGACUACAUGGUGGACUUCUCAAUCAAUCCACCUGGAGACACCUAUUCGGCCGGUGAAGACUUCACCCACAAAUCGUCCGAGACUCGAGGGUCUCGUGCCCCACUCGUGGCUGUUGACCAGAGUCCUUCAUCUUCAACGAGUGACGGCAUACACAUGACCAAAUCGGUCCACGGCAGCUCUGCCAGCUCAGACUUGAAACGCAAGAAAAGGAAAAACUCCCUCCUACCCGAUAUUUUCACCCAACCCAGAACACGGAGCACCGGCUACGCAUUUCCAGAGGUGGCAGACUUCUGGAGUCAAACGUUGACGAAUGACACCGCCGAAUACUGUCCUGGGGCUAGCUACGACUUGAUUUUGAAUGGCUUUCGAAAUCUAUGCAUAGAGACGAAGUCGCCAGCCCCUUUCCAGAGCUCUGCUUUUCCACCCUUGUAUGUGCUCAAUGUUUGCAUUGAUCAUUAUUUCGAGGACUUCCACAAGAAUUUCCCUCUCCUACACCAACCUUCGUUCGGGCCACAAUCUCAUUGGAUAGUGGUUCUUGCUGUUGCGACAAUCGGCAGUUCCUUUGUCAAAUGCUCGUACGGUCUGGAUGUUCGAGAAGCGUUUCAGGAAUUUCUUCGCCGAGCCAUUGACAGUUACGCAGAUGGAGUACCAGAUGCUGCACUGGAGAUUGCAUUGGCCCAAGCUCGCAUCUUAAAUCUCGUCGGCCUGGUCCAAUCGGACCGCGAGCAGCUGAGAGCCCUGUCGCCACGCUAUCAUGCAGAUCUCUCACGGUGGUGUCUGGAAUCUGGAGUGUUACAGCUAUCUGCGAAAGGCGAUCUGCUCGAUAGCGAAGGAAAUGGCGAGAGUGCUGAGGAUCGCGCGCGAUCGUGGCCAAAAUGGAUCAGGGUCGAGUCGUUGCGGCGUGUGGGUUAUAUGGCUUGGUUACUGGAUUGUUGCCUCGGCUAUAUGGCGAAUGCACGUCCACUCUGUAACAUGGACGAUGCAAGAACUCCUCUUCCCUGUUCCGAAUCCGCUUGGAACGCCACAACUCCAGAGCUCUGGGCGGAGAGAACCCAAGGAUUGGCGGAGACACCCUCCCUCUGCGCAGCCCUCGAGACGCUCUACAGCAAGAAACAUGUCGAUCCGGAGUACAGCGAGUUGUCACAGACCUUGCUGAUCCACUCUCUUUAUCAACGAACGUGGGAAGUGGGGACACACAUCAAACAGCCGCUAAGCGAAUGGGUUCCAACAGGCAAAGCUCGCGGCUUCUUAAACACACCAUCAAAGGACAACUUCUGGCUCCCGCUCUACCCACUCUAUGCAAACUGGCGCAACAGCGCCUGCGAUUGCCUUGACGUGCUUCAUUGGCAAGCGUCGAGCAUUGUUGCCAAGGCCUCGGGUCUUGAACACGGGGUCAUCCUUCAUCUUCACCUCGCCCGUAUCGUGCUCCUAACACCCUUCCAGGAGAUACAGGACUUGCUGUUCUCCUUGAUCGGUAAAGUGGGGAGCUCUCCAAAGGCAUCAUUCUACGUUCAUGAUGGCAGCUACCAACCGCGCAACAGCGCUAAGCUGCCCCAGAUCCGCAAGAUAACGUGGCGAUGGCUCCGAGAAGAUCAACACAAGGCUCGUCUUGCCAUGGUGCAUGCUGGCUCCGUCUUCUGGUACGUUCGCCGGUACUCCGCCAUGAGUUUCUUCGAGCCGAUUGCUGUGUAUCUGGCUAGCUUGGUGCUCUGGACGUAUGGGUCCUAUAAGUCGACUGCCUUUGAGCGCGAUGCUGCUGCUGCCAGCCAGAACCCCGAAGGCGGCCCAAGCGGACCAGACGCGGGCGCUCCCAUCCAGCCGUCUCGCAUGGAGAGGAAAGAACAUCCGAUCAAAUUCAUCGCAAAGGCCAGCAUACGGCCAGGCACAGCUGCCGGCCCAUCAAUUCCGCCGCAUUCUGCGUCUCACGAAUCGCCUGCCGAUCGACGUUCCUCGGAUAAGAAAUCCGUAUCAGCCAUGCUAGAGGAAAGGACAGCUAGCUCAAGAUCACCUCCGACGCCCGGCUCUGACUCGGAUACCGACGAAGACUCUUCCUCCUCAGAUGAGCGACCCGAGUUCAUCCAUUUGGACCGUCCCUGUGAUGACGAGAUGGUGCAACACUUUGUGCGCAACGGGCACACCAUGUCUGGGCACAUGACGAAUGUGGGCGAUAUCUGCAAGGCACCACAGAAGGUACUGUUGGAAGGAGCAAAAUUAUUGAGAACAAGACUGGCCUGUUGGGGCGUCAGUCGAGAAUACCACGAUAUUUUGAUGAAGCUGGCAGAGUUGAGGAAAGCGAGUUGA